AUGGCUCGCAAUGUCGACCCUUACCUAACCGGACCGGAUUUGGUGGUCUCUAAGAACCUCCUCCAGGAUUUGCAAGCAUUGGCAACNCCCGCAGGCCAGGACCCAGCAGACGAUGCAAAGGACAUCAAGCACCUACUUGCAAUAAAUGACCCAAAAAGCCCAGACUUUGUGCCAACUGUCUUCACAACAUGGGACGACAAAGAUCUCAAUCCCACCAUUGACAAGUAUCUGGUCAAGCCUUACACCAAAAUUGCCAUGAGAAUCGUGCGCCACCCGACUGAUGUUGUUUUCCUGACACAUAUCAUCCUGUACAUGACGAUCAAUUUGGCAAGCGCCGCUUACCUCUACUAUGACUUCCAUUGGUAUCAUGGUGUGAUCCACACCGUGUAUACUGUUUGGUGCGCCGGUGCUUUUACUCUGCUCAUGCACAAUCAUAUCCACAACGGAGGUGUUCUGAAGAAGGAAUAUGCAUGGUUCGAUCUUAGCUUUCCUUACCUACUGGAGCCGCUGAUGGGUCACACUUGGGACUCUUACUACUACCACCAUGUCAAGCACCACCACGUCGAGGGCAACGGACCGGACGACCUCUCCUCGACAAUUCGUUACCAGCGCGACUCGCCCUUUGACUUUGCAUGCUAUGUUGGACGCUUCCUCCUNUUUAUCUGGGCCGAGCUACCUUUGUACUUCCUCCGUAAGGGCAAGUCAAGACUGGCACUCCAGUCUUGUGUGUCGGAGAUGGCCAACUACGCCUUUUUCUACUUCAUGGCAACCAGAGUCCACUUCGGUGCCUCCAUGUUUGUCCUUCUACUUCCUUUUGGUAUCAUGCGCCUUGGACUCAUGAUCGGAAACUGGGGCCAGCAUGCUCUUGUCGAUGAAGUGGACCCCGACUCGGAUUUCAGAAGCAGCAUCACCCUUAUCGAUGUUCCCAGCAACCGCUUCUGCUUCAACGACGGCUAUCACACUGCUCACCAUCUCAACCCUCGCCGCCACUGGAGAGACGCGCCGGUGCACUUCCUCCAAAGUAAGGAAGCAUACAGCAACGGUCGCGCGCUCGUCUUCCACAAUAUUGAUUACAUGAUGUUGACCAUCAGAGUGCUCAAGAAGCAAUAUCUCUACCUAGCCGAAAACUGCUUGAUUCCAAUUGGUGAUCAGACCAAGAUGUCGAAACAAGAGCUUGCGGAUAUGUUGCGCACAAAGACAAAGGCAUUCACCGAGGAAGACAUCAGGCAGAAGUUUGGUAUCAAGGCUAGAUCGGGCAGAAAGAGCGGAUGGAUGAGUUGGACAGAGAAAGUUAUUGGCGGCCUAUCUGGCUCAGUCUCAGCUCCUAUGGUCAAGGAGGCAACUGAGUAG
Molecule: messenger RNA, 1350 nt
Organism: Aureobasidium vineae
Lineage: Eukaryota; Fungi; Ascomycota; Dothideomycetes; Dothideales; Saccotheciaceae
Source: the annotation of a GenBank genome assembly